AUGCUAUUGGAUGCUAUGGUCGGACAAGAUCGGGACCAUAGCCCAAAAGUGGUGGACCUUGCCAGCAUCCACGAAAUUCCGGGAAAUAUGCCUGCUCCAAAGGACUCAAAAAAGCAGACCGACCUAAACGGUCAAACGGGUGCCAAUGGCAACAUUCCGCCCCCUAAAACAGACAAGCCUCGGCCCCACGUCUGCACCACCUGCGGUCGCUCGUUCGCGCGAUUGGAGCACCUCAAGCGCCAUGAGCGCUCGCACACAAAGGAGAAGCCAUUCGAGUGUCCGGACUGCGCGCGGUGCUUCGCUCGGCGCGAUCUGCUCCUGCGACACCAGCAGAAGCUACACAUGACCACCACGCCGUCUUCUCGACCGAGAAACGGCCGCCGUGAGAGCACCGGCGCCGCCCCCGGUGCUAAUCGGGUUCGUAAGAAUUCCAUCGCCAACAAUAGUUCAGCUUCUUCGAUGCGCCCGAGAGCCAACACCAUCAGCCAUGUUGAUGGGGCGGCCUUGGGUAUACCCGGUGCCGGUAAUCCAUCAUCUGCGCCCACUCAAUCGGGCCACGCAUAUCAUCCCAGCCUUAGUUCUUCAGUUGGCUCAAGCAUGGACUAUAGAGGAUUUGGUUCUGGACACCCUUCGAUGAACAGCCUUUCGAAAAUCGAAACUUCCGGACUUCCCAUGGACAUGUCCGGAGGACUGCGGACUGCUCCCGUGUAUGGAAGCUUUGAUACGGGAAUCGAUGGCAUGCUGAUGGGUCACGGUAGCACCAUCAACCCGGCGCAAUUACACUUCGCAGGAUCCCCGCAAGGCUUCAACGAUUCUCCCUCGUCCCCUUUCGGUCACUAUCACAAUGGACUUCCACCCUCUGCGGAUCCCAUGAUGGAUGAAGAGAUGCACUUUGACUGGAUGAAUGGGUUUGACGCAGGCGUGGUUAUGGGAAAUGGUAACGACUCGGUUAUCGACGAGUCCUCACCAUCAGCAAUGAGCACGGGUAGCCAGAGUGGAAUCAGCGAGGCCAUGUUGGAUGGUCCGAAUCGCAUCCCCAUCUCUAACGGUUGGCACAACCCGUUCCCUGCUCACCACCCGGCCAACCAGUUCGCGAUCGAUUUUUCCCCGACGACGUUGAAUGAUCUGGGGAUCCCCCCGGAGACAGUGUCACCUAAGUCUUUAAUGACCCAGAAUCCGUUUUCUGAGUUUUCUGAGACGUAUGCUACACCUCCAUCUAUGACCUCGGUCGGCCAGCCCAUCAUGGGAGGACAUUCGCAGAGUAUGUUUUCCUCUCUGGCAACAAACGGAGAAUCUCCUAAUCCUCUCAACGUUCCUUUCCCGAAUAGUGCCCUACGAAAUGAACAUUCACCAAUCUCAACGGAUACAUUUACAGACUCCACACGACAGGCUCUAUUAGCGAGCAUGUCGACUCCCACUGGCUUCAAUCAUCGCAAGUAUUCCCAACCCGCAAGUGGACUUCUAAACAGUCGCGAGUUGUUCGCCCGCUCGACUGGCUUCAACAGCUCCGGUCAACUACCCAGCACCUCGGACUUGCAGCGCUACAUCUCGGCUUACAUCACCUACUUCCAUCCCCACAUCCCUUUUCUCCAUAUCCCCACCCUCAAUUUCCAAGCUCCUCAGUACACGAACAACCUGCGCACGCCAAGCGGACACCUCAAUCUCAGCUCGACCGGUGUCGCUGGAGGCGGGGGUUGCUUGAUCCUCUCCAUGGCAGCUAUCGGUGCCCUGUACGAACGCGAACCUGCCGCCUCCAAGGAUCUCUUCGACGCCGCAAAAAAGAUGAUCCAGUUGUACCUCGAAGAACGGCGAAAGGCAGACAUGUCUGCUGCUCUCAAUCGUUCAAACUCCUCCCGUGAUAGCUCCGUACACAACACCCCGCUUUGGUUAGUGCAGGCAAUGCUCUUGAAUGUGAUAUACGGCCACACUUGCGGUGACAAGACAUCGGCAGAUAUUGCUAGCACGCACUGUGCUGCCUUGGUUAGCCUAGCACGCGCAGCCGAAUUAACACAUCACCUGGAUCCCAACAACCUGCCGCAAGAUCAUCUCACUGCUGGUAGCAACGGAAAUAAUUCUCCUGGUGACUCGGAAAACUUGAUGUCUUCGUCAUUUAGUCAACCGAAAGAGCGCCGAGAUUGGCUGAAUUGGAAGGUUGUAGAGGAGCGGAAACGUACCCUCUACGCUAUCUUUGUUCUUUCCAGCUUUCUUGUUUCUGCCUACAACCAUGCACCUGCACUCACAAAUUCGGAAAUCCGCCUUGACCUUCCCUGUGACGAGGAUAUCUGGGCGGCUGAAACACCCCAGGUGUGGAAGCAGAUGGGGGGUCAAACAGCCUCGAAGAAGACUUUGUCAUUUUCAGCUGCUUUGACGUCUCUUCUGACUGCCAGCCAACGAGAGCAGAGUCAAUCGGCAAACUUGUUCUACAACUCCGACGAUCUGUCUAAUUCUGAAAACCGCCCAAGUACUUUCGGUUGCCUGGUACUCAUAUACUCGCUACACAACUAUAUAUGGGAAACUCGCCAAAGGCACAUGGGCCGACAAUGGACCGCCCAGGAGACCGAUGCUAUGCAAUCUCAUAUCGAGCCCGCUCUACGGGCAUGGCAAGCGGCAUGGGCCAGCAACCCUGUCCACAGCCUAGAGCGACCGAAUCCAUUCGGGGCUGGACCUUUGUCUGCAGACAGCAUCCCUCUUCUUGAUUUGGCCUAUGUUCGUCUGUUCGUCAACCUAGGCCGAUGCAAAGAGGCAUUCUGGCAACGCGAUUGGAAUGGUAUGGCGGAUGAGCUCGCACGCGGCACAGAGAUUUUCCAGCACCCAGAUGCUGCAAUGAACGACGUUGUUGAUCCAUCUCUUACGGGUCACGUUGAUGCAAGACGAGACUCCAUCGCCGAUCUAGGAGUAUCAGAUCUAGCCAUCUCCAAGACACCGACGCAAGAAGAGCCCAUGCAGACUCUCGCCAACAUCUACAAGAUCGGCCAAUCCAAGCGUGAAAAGCAUCUGCGCAAAGCAGCGUUCUAUGCAGCGGAUUCCAUCUCCAUGUCGGAUCGUCUUGGUAACACCUUUGCCGAAUUCUCGUCGCGCGAACUACCCAUCCAGUGUGCGUUGUGUGCUUUCGAUUGUGCACAGGUACUGGCGGAGUGGAUCACCACUGUUCAAGAACGGGUCGGUCCCUACCUUGGUAUCCUAGGCCGCGACAAUGUCGACUUGACUCAAGUACCUGGAGUCAUGCUGCUAGAAGACGAGGAUUGCAAGCUGGUGGAUAAGAUCAAGGAGAUCCUGGGGAGUAUUGAGAUGAAAAUGCAGCGCCAGUUCCAAAAUGGCAACUCCAUCUCUGCGCUGAGUGCUGUGCAACGACUACCCAGUCUUGUGGAAGGAGGAUACGGAUGUAAAAUAUUGAUUGCGACAGCCAGUCUCUUGGAACGAGCUGCUGUCUGGCCAGUGACGAAACUGAUGGCCCGUUCUCUGGAAGCCCAAGCCAUGCGAAUGAAGGAGCGUGCCGAGCACUCCGUGAUGAUGACCCCUUAA
Penicillium expansum is the source of this 3522-nucleotide messenger RNA. It is a transcript of the gene amdX, whose product is annotated as putative C2H2 transcription factor (AmdX). Gene Ontology annotation, cellular component: chromatin. Gene Ontology annotation, biological process: DNA-templated transcription; regulation of transcription by RNA polymerase II. The coding region runs from base 1 to 3522 and encodes 1173 amino acids. Gene Ontology annotation, molecular function: DNA-binding transcription factor activity, RNA polymerase II-specific; zinc ion binding; RNA polymerase II cis-regulatory region sequence-specific DNA binding. The record is from RefSeq and is a predicted model, not a curated record. Lineage: Eukaryota; Fungi; Ascomycota; Eurotiomycetes; Eurotiales; Aspergillaceae. The transcript has 3 exons.